AUGGCCCACAAAACGUAUACCAUCGUCAUCAAGCUCGGCACGCUGUCGCUUGUCGACGAGGUGACCCGCGAGCCCCGGUUGGCCAACAUGUCCCACAUCGUCGAGACCGUCGUCCGCCUUAAACGACUCGGCCACCGCAUCGUCAUCGUGUCGCUGGGGGCGAUUGCCGUGGGGAUGAAGCGGAUGGGCCUUACCGAAAAACCGCUGGAGCUUGCUAAAGUACAGGCGCUUGCUGCCGUGGGCCAGGGGGGUUUAUUCGGGUCGUUUGACCGGCUAUUCACCCUGUUGGACACCACGGUGGCCCAGAUUUUGAUCACGAGAAACGACAUUAUGGACUUUACUCAGUACCGCAACGCCACCAAUACCAUCAACGCGUUAUUGGAAAUGGGCACCGUGCCCAUCGUCAACGAAAACGACACCCUUUCGGUGGCGGAAAUCAAGUUCGGCGACAACGACACCUUGAGCGCGAUCACCGCGGGGAUGAUCCACGCCGACUACUUGUUUUUGAUGACGGACGUCCCCUGUCUUUAUACCGAUAACCCUCGCACCAAUCCCGAGGCGGCCCCGGUGCUUAUUGUUGAUAAUAUCGACGACUUACAAGUGGCCACCGAUACCGAGACCGGCGCCGGCUCUAAAGUGGGCACUGGGGGGAUGACCACCAAACUCAUCGCCGCUGAGCUUGCCACCAACGUCGGCGUAACUACCGUGAUUACCCUUUCCUCGCAACCCCACUUAAUCUUGGAUAUCGUGCUGAAUAUCCAGGACUACGAGAACUUGACCGUCACCGAGCAAACCACCAAACUUACGGGCGAGAUUGCUGCUGGGAGGAUGCCAUUACACACCCGCUUCUUGGGUUUAUCGCGGGAUAAUAUGAUGACGAAAGACCGCAGCAUCUGGUUGCUCCACGGCAAUAAGCCCAAGGGGCUGUUGAUCAUCGACCAAGGGUGUUAUGACGCUCUCACCCGUAAGAACCGGGCGGGGCUCUUACCAGCAGGCGUCACCGCCGUCGAGGGCCACUUCCACGAGCUGGAGUGUGUGCUGAUUAAGGUGAUCCCGACAAAAACAUCGCCGCUUUCCGAGGCGAAGAAAGUCGGCCAUUGUCGGGUAAACUACUCGCUGACGGAGAUAUCGAUGAUCAAAGGGUGUAAAUCACGCGACAUCGAGCGCAUCUUAGGCUUUGCCGACUCUGAAUACGUGGCUCAUCGCGAUAACGUCGCGUUCCCCCCAGCGAACCCGUCACACACCGAUUUGCCUCUGCUUGCCAAACAAGCGCUGUCGCAACUCAAUUUACGCCUGAGAGACCCGUCGCCGAUGCCGCCGUUCGCUCGAGGCAACUCUACAUUCACUAUUACUCCCUCGCCCGGUCCCGGAGCCUCCCGGUAA
This is a messenger RNA of Diutina rugosa, 1383 nucleotides long. RefSeq names its product glutamate 5-kinase (gene PRO1). Gene Ontology annotation, molecular function: ATP binding; glutamate 5-kinase activity; RNA binding. NCBI's taxonomy places the organism in Eukaryota, Fungi, Ascomycota, Pichiomycetes, Serinales, Debaryomycetaceae. Gene Ontology annotation, cellular component: cytoplasm; cytosol. The transcript has a single exon. The record is from RefSeq and is a predicted model, not a curated record. Bases 1 to 1383 code for a protein of 460 amino acids.